UAGUUUAGGGCCUCUGUAGUUUCAGGGGUUCUGUAGUUCAGGGCCUCUGUAGUUUUAGGGCCUCUGUAGUUUUGUAUUUGGAACCUGGUGCAGAACAUGUGAUUUCCUGAGAGGUGAUUUUGGAGAGGACUUCCACCAAACAAGCAAAAAAAAACCAAAAGACCCCCUCUUAUGGCACACACUGCUCCCCCUGUAGUUCUGGAAUAUGGUGAAGAUCACAGAUGAGCCUUUGAUCUCUGGGUGGGGUUUGCCUUUCAAAGGCUAUUCACUAUUUCACCAUUACCCCAAACAUAGUCGAUCACCUAAGACGUGUUUAGUGGAGUCCAAAGUCCAAAGUACCUUCAUUUUCCACCGCAGCCAAGAGGCGAAUGCAGCUCAGUAACUGAAGUCUGUCACCGAACGUCGGCCUUCUGUUCCACUGCAUCGUCACUGCGGCUGCUGUGCUGUACAGCUCAUCCAGGCAGCCGGUUGGGCCGGGAUGACGCUGGGUGCGGUAGCCUCAGUGAUUUUGGCCAUAGGAGGAGCAGCUCUGUUUUCUUCCGUUCACAAGAUUGAAGAAGGACACACUGGUGUUUACUACAGGGGCGGAGCUCUGCUGACAACCACCAGCGGUCCAGGGUUCCACCUGAUGCUGCCAUUUAUCACCACCUUCAAGUCUGUACAGACAACCCUGCAGACAGAUGAAGUCAAAAAUGUCCCUUGUGGCACCAGUGGUGGUGUGAUGAUCUUCUUUGACCGAAUAGAGGUGGUGAACUACCUCGUACCCUCUGCUGUGUAUGGCAUUGUGAGGAACUUCACGGUGGAUUACGACAAGGCUCUGAUCUUCAACAAAGUGCACCAUGAGCUGAACCAGUUCUGCAGUGUGCACACACUUCAGGAGGUCUACAUAGGCCUGUUUGAUCAGAUCGAUGAGAAUCUGAAGCUGACCCUGCAGGAAGAUUUGACCAUGAUGGCUCCUGGUAUUAUCAUUCAGGCUGUUCGUGUCACCAAACCCAACAUACCCGAGUCUAUUCGUAGGAACUAUGAGCUCAUGGAGAGUGAGAGGACCAAGUUGCUGAUUGCUGCUCAGACUCAGAAGGUGGUGGAGAAGGAGGCGGAGACUGAGAGGAAAAGAGCCGUUAUUGAGGCUGAAAAAGUAGCUCAAGUGGCCGAGAUCAAAUUUGGACAGAAAGUGAUGGAGAAGGAGACGGAGAAAAAGAUUUCGGAAAUCGAGGACAGUGCUUUUCUUGCGAGGCAGAAAGCUAAAGCAGAUGCUGAGUUUUAUACGGCUCAGAGGACUGCAGAAGCCAAUAAGUUGAAGUUGACCCCUGAGUACCUGCAGCUGAUGAAGUUUAAAGCUAUAGCUGCCAACAGUAAGAUCUACUUCGGCAGUGAGAUUCCUCACAUGUUCAUGGACUCUGGACCUGGAAGCAGCUCGUCCAGAACCUCCAAAGCCAUCGACAUCCUGUCUGAGGACUUACUGAACCUGGACUGACACACAGAGAGACAGAGAGAGAGACAGCUGGGCAGAUAUACAGGUGACGGUGGAGGGUGGAGGUAGCAGGAGGCCGUGGUCUGCGAGUGGACCGAUCGCUGAUGAGCAACAUUAAGAAAACAACCACAGCUGCUUCAUUCCAGCUGUGGAGAGCGACUGACCGCAGAGCGCCGAGUUUCCGCGGCUCUGUUUUGGCCCUUUAACUGAAAGCAGUUACAGAGCACAGCCUCUGUCCCUGACCAUCAGACCAGCGUCUGACCACCAGCUUCACACCACAUUCAGUCCUGCAGACGAGAGUCUGUGUCCUCUGAAACGGAGGACAGCAGUGCAGCCCAAACGAGUGGCGCUCUCUUUCUCUCUCACUCCUGUUUUCCCCUCGCUGCCCCCUCCUUCUGUCUCUUUCUCUCCUCUUUCCCCCAUCUUCACUCUCAUGCUGUUUUUCUCAUCCUUUUCCCUCCCUCUCUCUUUUUAUCUUUUUCUCUCUC
Messenger RNA from Pygocentrus nattereri (red-bellied piranha), 1959 nucleotides. It is a transcript of the gene erlin2, whose product is annotated as ER lipid raft associated 2. The transcript has 12 exons. Bases 479 to 1474 code for a protein of 331 amino acids. The record is from RefSeq and is a predicted model, not a curated record. Gene Ontology annotation, molecular function: ubiquitin protein ligase binding; cholesterol binding. Lineage: Eukaryota; Metazoa; Chordata; Actinopteri; Characiformes; Serrasalmidae. Gene Ontology annotation, biological process: SREBP signaling pathway. Gene Ontology annotation, cellular component: endoplasmic reticulum membrane; endoplasmic reticulum.